CCAUGUCGUUACAGGACUGGAAAAACAGCCUACAUAAUCCGUAACUGCAUGAUGCAGUUACGGAGACUGGAUGUAGUCUGCAUCGAGUCUAAGUAAUUAUUAUACAAAAUGAGCAAAACUAAGCAUAAAAUUUAAUAUGAAAUAAGAAUUUGAGAGUGCAUGUGCACGAGUCAGCACGACUGCAGUCCCGAGCGCGUAUUCGGAAUUCGCCCAGCAAGCGCCACCAUUUCUCGCCAAAAUUUUCUAAUAGUCGGAGCUUGGUAGUCGGCACUGACAGAAAUCCCUGACCUGGAAACAGCAUAACUAGUACACGUAUAGUAUCUACGACGCUCUUCAACUUUACUCUUUAUAUAACUAUGUUAGCCUUUUACACGAUGUGGGCGAUUGCUUCAGAGUUGUAAACAGUCGCCUACAACAGUCUCACCAGGUCAUGCAGAUCCAUUCAUAUUUUGUCGAAAUCGUCUCCAAGAGGACAAAAUCCACUCUGCUCUGAACAUGUGGUUUUACGGAUCUGGUGCUACCGAAUUAUGAACUUUAUAGAUUACUCACUUUUUUCCUAUAAAAGUUUGGCUUAAUCAAGUUGCUGUCAGUAGUCAGUAGCGAUCAGAUGCUUUUGUAGUACCCAAGUACCUACACUUCGGUACGAAUUGACAGUACUGUAACUGUUGUCUGUUGGCAGUCUUGAACGUACGUACCAGUUUUGCCUAAAGUUAGAAUGCUAUCGUAUUAGAAGCCACAUUAACGCCGUUUCCUACCGUUUUUUAUUAUUUUCUAUUUUUUUUAGACUUUUUUAAUGGUUGUGUAGUUCUGGACUGUACGGGACUGUGCAAGCCUUCGCUAACAUGGCAUCUGUAGCGACCGGCAUUUAUAACCGGCAUAUUAAAUUGUGUGUCCUAUGUUUAUUAAGCGAUAGAUGACUACUUGACCGCCUUAUAUCUGUAUGUGAUAAUUAGUAAAAUAUCAUAAUAUACCGUGUGGAUAACCGUCGAAUCUAUCAGCACAAUGGACAGAGGCCAGGAAAAAUCUAAAGACUUCGAACCUUUUCGUCAAGUUCAUUCGGAUAAGACUACAAAUGCGGUUUCGGAGCUUUUCCAAGACUACGAAGAGGAUGAUCUGCUUAGUUUCGCCAAUCCCAACUACUCCGGCACCGGGGAAGAGUAUUCCGAUGAUCAUGAAGAUCUGCCCUAUGAACAAGAAUUCGACCAUCUGCUUCCGCAAGAUGCCAACGGGCAUUUCUGUUUACCUGAUUCGUUCACGCGGAUUGGUUAUGAUGAAGGUGUGCCAUCCAGGGAGAAAAUAUUUAUGGAUGAACCGGAGGAGACGGAUCCUGUUGACGAAGGAGCAAAGGAAGGCAUUUAUAAAGCGCUAGAUGAGUUUUACGUGAAGAUCGAAAAAAAUGGCAAAGAUGGACGAGAAAACGUAAAACGGCGCCAGAAGUAUGCCAGUUUGGGCAUCGACGAUAUGGGAAUGACCGACGAGCAGAAUGGUCAAAAGGAUGUGCUAUCGUCGCCUCGAUUUUCCGAGCCUUCGUCUCCGUCAACUGGCUCGGGACGGGACGAAUAUCUGCCUCACGGCUGGGAAAAACAUGAAGAUGAUGAUGGUCCAUAUUACUGGCACAUCCGAACAGGAACAAUUCAGCGGAAUCCACCCGAAGGCUCGACGUCAGACAGUGAACACAGUGUAUUUGAAUUUCCUGCACUGCAGGAGCCGACUGACUGGCCUGCUUCCUCCUCUCCGAACCAAAGCGAAAGCCGGGAUGAGCCGAAAAGAUUUUCCGUGAGAUCUUUAGGAUGGACGGAAAUCGAUGAAGAGAGCUUGACACCGGAGAAAAGUAGUCGUGCUGUGAACAAGUGCAUUCUAGAUCUCUCUGCUGGACGAAAUGACACACUGGACAGCAUUGGCCGAUGGGGCGAUGGGAAGGAUAUUUUCCUUGAGCUCUAUCCUGACAGGCUGUGUUUGGUGGACGCUGUGGAUUCAGUAGCACUGCAUACGCAGCCUAUUCAGACUAUCCGCGUUUGGGGAGUUGGCCGAGAUGACAGCAGAGAUUUUGCCUUCGUUGCCCGCGACCUGCAGACGAACAUAUAUAAGUGUCAUGUUCUUCGAUGUGAUAUACCAGCCCGCAGAAUUGCUCAUGCUUUAAAAGAGGUAUGCCAGGAAUACAUCGCGCAGCAUGAUACUUCCAGGGCAGACAAUGACCGAGCGCCUAAACGACCUCAUACGCUUUCAUUGGGUCGGCGGCGAAAUUCCUUACUGGCUUCCAGUAACAUAUUCCCAACUCCUAUUGAAGAACCGAAAAAGGUUUUCCGAGUAUUAUAUAUGGGAAGACGACCUGUGAAGGUUGGCGUGGGCAUCGAAGUCUUACACGGAGUCAUUGAUCAGAUGCUGGCUGAGUGUCCUGAAGAAGAAUGGAUUCCUGUAUCAGUAGCGGUAUCGCCGUCUACCAUCACUAUUGUAACUCAAGAGGACGAGCCCGAGGUCAUGGCAGAAUGUCGAGUACGCUAUUUGACGUUCUUGGGAAUCGGAAGAGAUGACAUACGAACAUGCGGAUUUAUUGUACAUACUCCGGAAGAUACGUUCCUCGUGCAUGUUUUCGCCUGCAGUCCAUCAGGUGGUCCAUUAUGCAAAGCAAUAGAGGCCGCCUGCAAGCUACGCUAUCAAAAAUUUCUGGACGCCCAUACGAAAGCGAUGGAAGAAGCGCAGAAUAGACGGAUUGUCACACCAACAGAGAAAAUCGGUGCCAAGUUGCGAAGUUUCUUUGGAGCAGUGAGUAGCCACCUGAGGACAUCGUAAUCACGAGAAAUCAGUGCACGUGCUGUACCGCUGGGUUGAUACCGCUGUGAUCUUUCUGUGCCGAAAUCGCGGCCCGGACAACCAGCUCUUCUCGCAGCGAUAACCUUAAUAAUGUGCAUGUUGUUAUUGCACUUGUUUAUGGCAGUACUGCUGUUGAUGUUUAUUGACAGAUAUUGGCAUGACUUAUGCGAAGUUAUACCAUGAUAUUGUCGUAAGCAUUAUUGAAAUCUCAGGUUUUUUUAAAUUUAGAAGUAUGGUUGUAUGUAUAUUCGCAUGUUACGAAAUGAAAUUAUCGACUUCUUGGGACAUAUUGCCUUUACAAGGUUAUCACAUUUUCAUAAUCUCUUGUUUGAAUAUGAACAGGUUGAACAACUGAUAUAUGGCGGUUAACAAGCUGGAAAAAAGAA
Paramacrobiotus metropolitanus is the source of this 3197-nucleotide messenger RNA. RefSeq names its product protein Fe65 homolog. Gene Ontology annotation, biological process: regulation of DNA-templated transcription. The coding region runs from base 1003 to 2790 and encodes 595 amino acids. The transcript has 13 exons. Lineage: Eukaryota; Metazoa; Tardigrada; Eutardigrada; Parachela; Macrobiotidae. Gene Ontology annotation, molecular function: amyloid-beta binding; transcription factor binding. The record is from RefSeq and is a predicted model, not a curated record. Gene Ontology annotation, cellular component: cytoplasm; nucleus.